AGGCGGUCCUCAGCGGUGAGGCGGUCCUCAGUGGUGAGGCAAAACAGUGGCUGCUCUUAGGAAAGCCAAUAGCAGACAGUCGACAUAUGGAAUGGACUAGAUUGUAGAAAACAAACUUUGGGAGUCAAGAGUGCAGGGUGCUGCUUAAAUUCCUCUGUUUCAACAGGUCAUAGUCUCUGACUUCUAACAUAUUCAACACUUGGUGUCACUGUUAAAAAUUUUCAACGAAUUCAGGUCAUAGUCUCUUGUCAGUACAGUGGCCAAACCACAAGGCUUGAUUGGUAAUUUUCUGACAAGGUUAGUAGUAGCUGAAUCUGGAUUCCUUUCUGAUCCAGUUACACUGUUUCCACCUGGGCUGAUCCUGGUGCCUCUCAGGAUCUUUGUGGAGGUUGAGAAACUACCAAUAAGAAAUUAGUAUCUAAAACAACUACAGUGGGAUCCAAAUAUUCGGCAUUUUGAGGCCUUGCUUUGGGAAUCAAGACUCUGCCCUCAUGCAACCGUGGAUAGCUCUUGAAGCAUACUGGUCUUAUCACUAGAGAGCUGGAUUAUCCAGAGCCCGAAGAGACUCUAGGUUAAACACUUGAAACAGGAUCAGAACUAAAGAACUAUUUCUUUGGUGUUGUCUCCAGAGGCGAACUUGCCAACAUAUUGGAACUUUAAGAUUGUCAAUAAUUCAAGAUAGGUGUAUUUUAUUUGUAGAAAAAUCAUGGUUCCUGUGGUAGCACAUGGUUUUGUCCAAAUAUGGACCAGGAAGAAGGGGAUGUGUAAGCCAAAGGAAGCAAUUGUAAAAGUAGUGGGAAAGAAGAAAACUAGAUUGGUGGUCUGUUUCGUUAAUGGAAAAAGCACAACUUUUGAACUAAAUAAUAAUAUUAAAAGCGUGAUCAUGAAAUCCUGUGGAGAAAAAGUGAAUCACAUGUAUUUAACUUUCCAAGAUAAUAGCUUCUUGUUUAUACAAAGAACAUCCUCUACAGAUAUCAAAAAUUUGAAGGCAUUCCUGGAUAGAGUCCAUCAAGAUGAUCUUCCACCACCCAUAAGACCUGAUGUGGAUAGCAGUGCCUUUGCCAGCACAACAGUACAGAAGACAGUUGAUGAACCUUCAUCUCAAAAAGUGGGUAAGAAGUCAGGUAGUCGGUCUUUUAAGAAAGAAAAAAAGCGUUCACGUUCAUCUGCAUCAGAAUCACCAACAUCUAUCUAUGAACAGUUAUUAGAAGAUGGAUAUGGGAAGAGAAUGAAGAAGCCCUCAUUGGAUUCCCAAAAGGAGAGUAGCUCUGUGAGAACGAGGAGAUCCAAGACACACCCAUUAAGAUAUGUAAGCCACAGUGAGAAGAAGGAACUGAAGUUAAAAGGGUUAAAACAGAAUAAAUUAGAUUUAGAAUUUUUAUAUAAGAACAGUCCUCACCUACAUGGCACUAAUCUUUUCCCAAAACUAUCUGAGAAUAUAUAUUUCACAUUUCUGUCACAAGCAAAGCAUGAUAAGAAUGACCCAUUUUGUGACAGACUCAAACUGACUCUUGACUACUACCCAGAGAAACUAUGGCAAGGCCUCCCCAAUUUGGGAAAUACCUGUUACAUGAAUGCAGUUAUACAGUCUUUAUUUUUGAUUCCAUCAUUUGCUGAUGAUUUACUCAGUCGGAGUUUCCCAUGGUGUAAAAUUCCCCCUGAUGCACUUAGCAUGUACUUGGCACAGCUGUUUGUCUUGAAAGAUAUUUAUAACGUAAAUAUCAAAAAGAAGUUACUUGAAAAUAUGAAAAAUACCAUUUCAGCAGUUGCAGAGAUAUUCUCUGGCAACAAGCAGAAUGAUGCCCAUGAGUUUUUAGGUCAUUAUUUAAAUAAGAUGAAAGAAAACAUGCAAAAAUUAAGCACAAUUGGAAAGACUGAAGUUAAAUCUGAGGAAGAAAAUUUACCUCAACCAUCUUUGGUUGGCAGUGCAGCCAAGGAAGCGCUCUUUUGUCCUGUCAGCACUAAUUUCGAGUUUGAGUUGCUGUGCUCCAUUACUUGUAAAGCCUGUGGGCAUGUUGUUCCUAAGACAGAACUGAGUAAUCACCUCUCCAUCAGUCUUCCCCAAGAACAGCAAGGACUUCCCUUUUCUAUUCAGUCUAGUUUUGAUCUUUUCUUUGGAACAGAAAAUCUUGAGUAUACAUGUGAACAGUGUAAACACAGGACAUCUUCUAAAAUGUAUAAAUUCAGUAGGCUACCUAGGGUCCUUAUUGUUCAUCUGAAGCGCUAUAACUUUCUUGAGUUUCGGUCCUUCAAGAAGGCUUACCAUGAAGUCAUUAUUUCCAAAAAUUUAAAGAUAUCUUCCCUUUGCAAUGAAGAUACCAGACCACCAUUUCCUUUAAACAAGAAAACACAUCUUACGAAUCUCAAAGUUUUAAAAAUCUUUCGAAACAUAAAUUCUACAGCUAUCAGUAAGUUGAGACCUUCAGCAAAGAUGGCCUUGGAAUUCAUGAAUUCUUUGCCUUCACACAUUGUACCAGACGAAGAGUCCGAACCACAAAAAGAUGAUGAUCCUCAUGAAGGUUCAAGAGAAGAAGAGAAACAAAAAGACCACGGAAAAUACUCUGUACUAAAGAUACUAGAUUCCGCAUGGGCAGACUCAGAAGAUGCAAUAAUCGUUGCAAGAGAGCUGUUAGCAAUGGCCUUAACGAUGAAUAUGGAAGAUGGCUCAUUUUCUCUGAGAGAUAUAACCAUCAGCAACCCAGAUAUAUGUCAGAAAGUGCCUGAAAAUCCAAAACUAGAGGACGAGAGAAUCAAUAUCUUUGCAGAUUUUCAGGCUGUGGAGAAGACCACCGAAGAUAACGAUGAAAAAGCCAAAAUUUCAGAAGAAUUUUCCCUAGUGGCUGAACAGACCCCACAUGAAGAAAGGAUGAAAAUCUAUGAACAAGCCCUUUGGCUGGCACUGCUUCAAAGCUUUCCAAAGCCAAAGAUUCGAAAGCAAAAGUGCACAGAGAAACUCAGACCAAAGGAAUCAGGCGUCCAGGGAACCAAGAUGAAUUCCCCAGGUGCAUCGGGUCUCAAAAAAAGGUCUGGAAAAAAGGGCUAUUUAGGUAGAGAAAAGACAGAAACUGCAUCCAAGAAACCAAAAGGAGAAGCUGAGAUGGAAGAUCCUCAGGCCUACCGGCUCAUUGGUGUUCUCAGCCAUCUUGGGAAGAGCGUAGAUUCAGGCCACUAUAUCUGCGAUGCCUUCGACUUUGUGAGGCAGGAGUGGUUCACUUUCAAUGAUUUGAAGGUGUCAAAUAUCGAAGAAGCCACAAUGCAAAACGCUAGACUUUCCUCUGGGUAUGUUUUCUUUUACAUGCAUAAUGAGAUCUUUGAAGAGCUGUUGGAAAGGGAGAGCUCCCCACCUUAAAGCACAGAGGCAGGGGAGACCUCUCAAGAGUAGGAAGAAAAACAGACUUAAAUUGCACAAAUCUGCUUGACUGCCUCUCUGGCUAUCACUUUCUCUAUGGAAGGAAAACUUUCAACUCUAGCCAAGCACAAAGGAGCAACUAGCAUCCAGGACCAAAGUUCAAGCAGAAACACUUACUUGAAAAUAAAUCUUUGUUCUAACCCUGAUAGAGAUACCUUAGCCUACAGUUCUGGCUGAAAAAUAUUCAUCUCCCCUACCAGACUAGAACUGUGCUUUCCAUAUUCUACUAAUGCAGUGAAUUUUGAGUGUGGUCCUCACACCAGUACUAUAAGGAACAUGGAAGGACUUGUGAGAAAUGCGGUUUCUUGAUUCCACCAUGGACCCACUAAUUCCAAAACUGAGGAGAGAGGUGGCAGUUUGAUGGCGAGCUUCCAGAAAGUUGGAGAAUCACGUCCAUAGUGUGUAGAGUAUCUUGGUGUAUUUUCCUGUUGUAUAUUUGAAUUGUUUAUAUUUUGUAAAGGAGUUUGAUCACAUUUUUUCUUACAUUCAUUCAUACCUUUCCAUUGUAAGUGUAUUAAUAUUAACAUCAAAAGACACAGAAUUACUCUUCUGCUGAUCAGAUUCAGCAGUUUGAUGGGAAAAAGCAGUUUCUGAAGUUCUGGCGAAACCAAUGAAAAAACUAGUUGCUGAAGUCCUGGCAAUAAAACAAUAGUUGCUAGGGCCCUGGCAAUAAAUUCUAAAUGAAGCCUGUAGUUUGUGCAUCCUCCUGGGCAUCCAUAGAUGAGACUGAACACCAUAUCAAGUCUACAGAUUGUUUGCUUAACUUUGCCUUAAUGCCAAAAGGGCUAUAUACCAUCAAGCUUAAACCCUGAGAAUGGAGAAGUUGAUUUGCCCACAAGAAAUUCAACACGUUUUCCUGUUUGUCUGCUGGCACAGUGUUCUUGAUUAUCUCAGACCACCAUGCCAUUUUCUUCAGAGGGACACUUGUACUGCCUAAAAGGAAUAUUGAUGACCAGAACUUUACCUGAAGUCUUGACCAAGCUUCAUUCAACUUUAUAAAACUAAUUCCAGAUUUCUUUUACUUACUUUAUAGUAUGGUGGCCUUAUUCCUCAAUGAGUAAACCAUACAUGCUUUAUUUUUUUUCAUACAUGCUUUAAAAUGUACUUGUAGGAUUUCAAAGUCUUGUUACUGAUUUGAUACACUGUCAAAAAACCUGUGCCUGGAUAUGAUCUGCUUCUGGGUAAACGCCUCAUGGAUCCUGAGGUGGUCAUAUUCUGUUGAAGUGCCAUGUAAUUCAGGGAUUUAGUAAUUCUGAUAUUAAGCUCGUGCCAUCUCUGUAACUUAGGUUUUUGCCAUCUUUGAGGCAGUGAACGGGUAAUGCCUUGUACCUUUGCUAUUAACAAAUGAUUUGUACUGAGAGACUUUCUUACAUCAUAUAAAAGGAUUGAACUUUCAGUCCCACCUUUUCCAGCAUGGGUGAGCCCCCCUUGUGGAUGGGAUAUGGUUCUAGUAUGGCUAUAUUAAUCCAAGAGCAUGUUGAUGCUGUCCAUUCUGGAGGUCCUUAAAAGAGGUGAAUGAGAAUUCAAUGGUGUGAGAAAGUUUAAAACUGGCCUCUGAGAGAAAAACCAGAUUCUAAAGUUUGGGAAAAUAAGUUUGCUCAGAACACUGUGUCUAAAAAGAGGUCUGAGUGGAAGCUAAAGAUUGCUGAGGUUGGCGGGGGGAUGUUUCCUAGGUUGAAUUAAUUAUCUCUGUGGAAGGUGUUGAAGACACAACAAUGAGAUUUCUUCAACUUGUGUAGCACCUCAGCAGCGGGAGCAGUUGAAGGAUGAAUUUAGAGGAAUUAGAUUUAGAGGAAGAGAGUGACACUCUGUUUUCCCAAUUUCAGAUUUUUUGCUUCUAAUAAAAUAGUUAAAUCUGAACCUAUUUUUGUUGGCAUCAAAGCAAGAGUUUAGGAAAGAGUGAGGGAAAGUAAUUUUCUUUUGAAAGGAGAAUGAAGAUGCUAGUAGUUUUAAGCGAUUAAAGAUUGUUGGUGUGGAGUAUAGAGCAUUGCACAUUCUGCACAUGCUGCUCUUCAGCUUGUAGCACUUGCGGAUGCAGGGCGAAUGAAAAGGCGAAGAAGGCUGUGGCAUCCAUGAGAGCGAGGCUCUGUCCUCUGGGACAGAUAGUUUGGGUGGAGUCCAUCACUGUUCUGUGAGAAGAAAUUCUUGGUGCACAAUGAGUGGCUGUACACUGUCUACCUAUUACACUGUUAUUUCAAAUAAAAAUUAAAAAUUCUUAAGUGACUCAGUGGCUACUUAUUAUGGAUUUUAAUUGGUUCUCUAU
Odocoileus virginianus texanus is the source of this 5672-nucleotide messenger RNA. NCBI's taxonomy places the organism in Eukaryota, Metazoa, Chordata, Mammalia, Artiodactyla, Cervidae. The record is from RefSeq and is a predicted model, not a curated record.